Molecule: messenger RNA, 3679 nt
Organism: Coregonus sp. 'balchen'
Lineage: Eukaryota; Metazoa; Chordata; Actinopteri; Salmoniformes; Salmonidae
Source: the annotation of a GenBank genome assembly
AUGGCCCCGACCAAGCUCCCCCCUGAGACAGGCACCUACAGGGUCACAGACACCAGCCUCACUCAUCUCACAGUGCACAGCCGGACGGGAGAGGUCUAUGUGGGAGCAGGGAACCGGGUCUUCAAGCUGUCUGCCAACCUAACAGAGCUGCGUUCACACACGACUGGCCCGGUGGAAGACAACGCCAAAUGUUACCCCCCUCCCAGCGUACGAGCCUGUGCACACAAACUGGAGUUCUCUGACAACGUCAACAAGUUGCUGCUGGUUGAUUACGCUGGCGACCGCCUGGUAGCAUGUGGGAGCAUCUGGCAGGGCGUGUGUCAGUUCCUGCGGCUGGAGGACCUCUUCAAGCUGGGAGAGCCCCACCACCGCAAGGAGCACUACCUCUCUGGAGCAAGGGAGGCCGACGGCAUGGCAGGAGUGGUGGUUGACAGAACAGAAGGGAAGUGGAAGAAUGAGAAGAAGGGGAGCAGCCGGCUGUUCAUCGGGGCAGCCAUCGAUGGCAAGUCAGAGUAUUUCCCUACCCUGUCCAGCCGUAAGCUGGUCACUGAUGAAGAGAGUGUUAACAUGUUCAGUCUGGUCUACCAGGACGAGUUUGUGUCCUCACAAAUCAAGAUACCCUCCGACACCCUGUCCCUCUACCCAGCGUUUGACAUCUACUACGUGUAUGGAUUCUCCAGCCGUACCUACGUCUACUUUCUGACGUUGCAGCUGGACACACAGCUCACCCAGAUGGAUGCCACCGGUGAAAAGUUCUUCACCUCUAAGAUAGUGCGGAUGUGUUCCAACGACACCGAGUUCUAUUCUUACGUGGAGUUCCCCUUGGGCUGCACCAAGGAUGGGGUGGAGUACCGGCUGGUCCAGUCCGCCUACAAGCACCGUCCUGGUCGGAUGCUGGCCCAGGCCUUGGGGCUGUCUGAGGACGAGGAUGUGCUGUUUGUGGUGUUCUCCCAGGGCCAGAAGAACCGGGCCAACCCGCCUCGGGAAACAGUCCUGUGUCUCUUUACCCUGCAUCAGAUCAACCUGGCCAUGAGGGAGAGGAUCAAGUCCUGCUACCGUGGGGAGGGCAAGCUGUCCCUGCCCUGGCUGCUCAACAAGGAGCUCCCCUGCAUCAACACGGUGAGUCAUCACCAUUUCAUUUGAGUAAUUCCGCUCAAAUCAAGUACUUCUAUCCAGCCUCAGGCCCCAGCCCCAGAGGAGGCAAUAUUCUCCUGGGUUUACUUGCAUAUUUCAUCCAUACCUCAUUAACUUCAAUAGCCCAAAUGCUCCAUGAAUAUAUUGAAACAUUUGACAGGCUUGCAAACACGUUCUAGGCAUAGGAUAUCUUAGCUACUCUCCACCUUAUGACGCUUUAUGACCAGUCUUUUGGUAUUUCUACAUCCAGAAUCGUAUUUAGAGUGAAUAUACAACAUGAAAAGUCCCAGCUGAUCUAUACUAUGUUUGAUAAAUUGAAUAAUUUAUAUUCCAGUAAACUUUAUCUGGGAUAAAACCAUAAAACAGAGCAGUUUAUCUCUAUGGAGGGUUAUCUCCUAUGAAGCUGACUCCAGUCAUAUCACUGUACUGUAGUAUUAUGAGGCAACUCAUGAAACAUACAGUUAAGUAGUGAUCCAUCUAAAUACUGUACAGCAGGCAAGGUAUUUAAACGGAUUCAUAUUAUAAAAGGGUACCUCUCUCAAGGAUUUAAAUCAAGAACAGUUGAAGAGCUACUGCCAAAACCGUACUUGUAUAUUUAUAAGAUGUUCUGUCAAGGUUUGUGCAGGAAGUUACAUUUUCCUCCCUCCUUGUGCUCUACUAGUCUGAUGGCACCCGAAACCCACCGCGUUAGUUUUUAGGGCAGAGCAGAGAGGAGAACGAUGAGUAUCAGUAACUGACCUGGAUCCCUUAAGGAAGGCGUGGAUUGUUUUUAUUAGGAGCAACAGGACUCCCCGCAGCUGAUGCAAAUCUGCUCUUGAUUAUGGCCUGCUUCAUGGAUAUCAUUAGUCCCUUCUCAUGCGCAGCAAUAGCCCUUGACCACAUAAUGAGAGGGUGCGUGCCAGACUCUGGCCCUGGACUUGUUUGAUAUAGUUAUCCUUCAUAAGGGCUCAACAACAACAAUCGUUUGUUCCUCUGACACCGGCAUGUUUUUAGUUGACACAUAGCCAGCCUAGCAAUGUACAGUGAGGGAAAAAAAGUAUUUGAUCCCCUGCUGAUUUUGUACGUUUGCCCACUGACAAAGAAAUGAUCAGUCUAUAAUUUGAAUGGUAGGUUUAUUUGAACAGUGAGAGACAGAAUAACAUUAAAAAUAUCCAGAAAAACGCAUGUCAAAAAUGUUAUAAAUUGAUUUGCAUUUUAAUGAGGGAAAUAAGUAUUUGACCCCCUCUCAAUCAGAAAGAUUUCUGGCUCCCAGUUGUCUUUUUAUACAGGUAACGAGCUGAGAUUAGGAGCAUUCUCUUAAAGGGAGUUUAACUCAACUCGCCGUGUUUGGAGGAGGAGGAAUGCUGCCAAUGACCCCAAGAACACCAUCCCCACCGUCAAACAUGGAGGUGGAAACAUUAUGCUUUGGGGGUGUUUUUCUGCUAAAGGGACAGGACAACUUCACCGCAUCAAAGGGACGAUGGACGGGGCCAUGUACCGUCAAAUCUUGGGUGAGAACCUCCUUCCCUCAGCCAGGGCAUUGAAAAUGGGUCGUGGAUGGGUAUUCCAGCAUGACAAUGACCCAGAACACACGGCCAAGGCAACAAAGGAGUGGCUCAAGAAGAAGCACACUAAGGUCCUGGAGUAGCCUAGCCAGUCUCCAGACCUUAAUCCCAUAGAAAAUCUGUGGAGGGAGCUGAAGGUUCGAGUUGCCAAACGUCAGCCUCGAAACCUUAAUGACUUGGAGAAGAUCUGCAAAGAGGAGUGGAACAAAAUCCCUCCUGAGAUGUGUGCAAACCUGGUGGCCAACUACAAGAAACGUCUGACCUCUGUGAUUGCCAACAAGGGUUUUGCCACCAAGUACUAAGUCAUGUUUUGCAGAGGGGUCAAAUACUUAUUUCCCUCAUUAAAAUGCAAAUCAAUUUAUAACAUUUUUGACAUGCGUUUUUCUGGAUUUGUUUGUUGUUAUUCUGUCUGUCACUGUUCAAAUAAACCUACCAUUAAAAUUAUAGACUGAUCAUUUCUUUGUCAGUGGACAAACGUACAAAAUCAGCAGGGGAUCAAAUACUUUUUUCCCUCACAUGCCAAGAAUGUGCAGUUUCAUCGGCGCUCAGAGGUGUGUUUCUUAUUACAUUUCUUAUCUUAGUAAUUGAUGGCAUGUUCAUGUUUCUUUAUGUAUCUUAGAGGUGUAGUGAAAGCUCCCAAAUUCUAUUAGCGUUUUGUGUAUUCCAAGCCCUAAAUGAUUAAAUAGGCUGCAUUUGAUCCAAAACCUUGAUACAUUCUGAACAUUGUCCCGUUCUUGUUUUGUUUUGCAGCCGAAGCAGAUCGGUGAUGACUUCUGUGGGCUGGUGUUGAACCAACCUCUGGGGGGUCUACAGGGGAUAGAGGGGAUCCCUCUCUAUGAUGACCGCGUGGACGGCAUGGGAGCGGUGACAGCCUACACCUAUGGAGACCACUCAGUAGUGUUUGUGGGAACCCGAAGCGGACACCUCAAAAAGGUAAGGGAGACAUUCUGAUUCUUUCUGUUCAGUUGGGCCGAUCAAUUAUUCCCCGGAAGCCGUGUUAG